AUGACAUCUGUAAGUGAAGUUUCCCUAAUUCUAGCAAAUAAUCUGAGCUCCUCCCAGGCACUGUUCACUACCUACGACAAGAUUAAGACCCCUGACUAGAAUUAAAACAUGCCGUUCAAAAACACUAUAAAUCUCCUGAGGAGCGAGCGUCUCCUGAACAAGGAAGCCAAGGAAAAGUAGGAGGUUUCUGAAGCUUGGAAAUGCAUUUGUAUGCUUUCUGAUAAUGUGAAAGACCUGAAGAUGAUUGAUCAUCUGCAAAAAAGAAAUUGCUAGUUGUGUGGAGCAUUUAUCGUUGGAAACGAGGAAGAAGAGCAAAAUGCUGGUUUUGGGAGUUAAACCAAAAGAGAUAGAUAUGACAGUUCAGCUAAAAAGAGAAAAUCUCAUUAAAAAGUGAGGGCUUUGAAACAAAAAGAAGACUUCUUUUUCGCUGAUAUGUCUCCAAGUGAGCUAUACAGCUAUUUGAGACUCGAAGAGUCAUCUUAAAGAUUCAAGCAAAUCCAAGGCAAAUUUAUCAGCUUAAGCUCUUAGCAAAUCAAGACAAGGAGAGUCCUAGUAGAUUGGAUCUUUGAAAUUGGAGAAAAGCUCAAGCAAAGAAUCUUGACUACACAUCUUGCAGUGGUGUUCUUAGACAUUCUGUUAUAAGAUGAUAAAAUCUUUGAAAAAGUCAAGCAAGAAGUAUUGCCAUGUGCAUGCUUACUUCUUGCAUCAAAAUUUGAUGAACUUGAUGAUAAUAUUCCACUUAUAAGAGAAAUUCAGAAGGCGUAAGCCAAAUAGAGAAUAAUCGGGUACGAUGAAAUGGUAAAGGCUGAGUAAACUGUACUCUUUAAACUUAAUUGGGAUCUUUUUAAGCUUACACCCAUGCAUUUUUUGCAAAAUUUGAUAGGAUAGGGUAUUGUUUUUUCUACUGAUAAAGUUUAAGCUUCUAAGUCUGCCACCACAAAUGUUUAAGAUAUUGAUGAAAAGACUUUAAAGUCAGUAAAGAAGCAUGCUGAGUUCUUUGCAGAUCUUGCUAUUUAGGAAUACGAUCUUUCCAAAAACUAUAGACCAUCAGUAGUAGCCAUUUCAUGUGUAGUUUUAGCUCGUAAAAUGAGCAAAAUUAUCCCAGAAUGGAAUGCUGCAGGACUAGAAGAACUCACAGAUUAUACAUAUGACGGAGAAGUAAAGAAAUGCUCAGAUAAACUAUAUAAAAUAUACCAGAAAUAGUUUGGAAUAGUUAGCAAUAAUAAUAACAGUAAUAGCAAGACACCAAAUCAGAAUUAGAAUUACUAAUCAACUAAUCCCAAGAGUGAGAACAAGGCAAGCAAUAAGCAUAACAAGGAAAAUCAAGAAAAAAUCAGAUCUGCCUCCAACUAAAAUAGAGGUCUAGGUCUCAAAUCUCAAAACACAAUCAAUGUUUAAAGCUAAACACACUUGCACCUCUAGAUAAAACCCUAAGUUAUUCAGGAAGAGGCAGAGCAAAUGCAUAUUAGUCAUAAUACUACCAGAUCUGAUGAUUCUUCUACGAGAAACAGCUAGCAUGUAAAGAAUAUCCUUAGAAUUAACCUCAACGAUGGAGAUCCAUAUCUUAUUUUUGAUUAAGGAAAGGAUAAGCCUUAGACUUAGUUAGCAAGUGUUAGAAAAGAUAAGCCCUAGCUGCUAAAGCAACCACAAAAAUCUUCAGAUGAGACUAAAUUGACACUUACUAACUCUUAUACUAGUGAUCCUUAAUCGCCAACUAUGAUGACUUAUAGCAGUCAAAUGACCGGAGAGAACUCUAAGAUCACAAGUUAAAACAAGGCUCAGACAGUUUAAAACCAGUCUAAUGCCAGAAGUUAGGAGCUCAGUUAAAACUCAAAGAAAGUCAAUAAUCUCUUAGCAACAUCAUCCUCAAACCUUAAAGCAAAUACAAGUAAUACCAAUGUAAACGUAAGCAGCACUAGUAAUACACUUAAAGCUAUACAAAAUAACUAAGCCUAAAAGCCCAGAAAUCUUAGUAAAAACAAGAGUCAGAAUAUUAUCCAAGCAGUUACCUAAAAUAAUUUGAAUGGAACAGUAGCCCAUUAGACAUUCUCAAGUGCCAUAAAAAUACAGCCCUCUUCCACAAAGAACAAUCAGAAUGGUGCAGCUCCUUCAUCAUAAAAUAAUCACGCUAAUCUAAAUAUGGGUAGAGAAAAUAUGCCUUCAACUAAAAAGUCAAGCGCCAGCAAUGCUCACUAGUCUCAGCUAUCAUGUAGAAUCAAUAGCAAUAUACAGGGCAUCAGUUCUAUAAGCACCAACACCAACAUCAACUCGUCAAACUCAAACAAUGCGAACACUUCCAAUAAUUAAUAAGUCUCAAGCAGUAGAAACAAGAACUCAUCUGGAUAUCAAGGAUUCCAACUAAGUGGCUUUGAAAACAUCUGCAGCACAAUGGAUAUGUCAAACAACAACCCUCACUAGAAAUAAGAUUAAGUCCUGAGCUAGAAAUCUCAACUAGCCAAGAAGUCAGUAGGACCCUUAUCUAAUCGCACUAACCAGCAGCACCAAAUCUUAUCAGAAAAUCACAUUGACACUCCUAGUGGCUUGAACAAGGAAGAACAAAGUACCAAUUUCAUAGAGAUGCUUCCUUAAAACUCUCACAGACAUCAGUUGUCUGUUGUGCAGAGCACCAUUAACCUUGCCAGCAAUAGCAGGUUAUCGAAGAGAUCUAUGGACUUCACCAGCAAGCACAAAAAGUUUGAAAGCAAGCUGCAAUAGUCUUCUAAGCAUCAAAUGAAAAACAGCAAGCAAAACAGUCACAUCAAGUUGCUACCAAAUGACUUCCAGAGCAUCAAUUCAAAAGAAAACUCCAUCACUAGAGUCUGUGCUUUCGACUUAACUGCAUUUUCAAAUUCAAAUAACUCUGCUCAUUAAACAUUGAACAAAAGCAACGCUAAGGUUAAUCCAAAUAAUGAAAAUAAUACAGCAUAAGCUUACAAUGCAGAGAUGGCUAAAAAGGCUAAACAGCUUUUCGAUAGAAAGAAGUCCUCAGCCUUGAGAAACACUACAUUGGAAGAGAUUUGCGAGUUCAAGAAGGACUAGUUAGUAGGCAGUCCUUAAAAACAGCACCCUGUAGCCUAAACUACAAAGAAUGGUCAAGUAUCCAACACUUCUUAACCUUAGUAAAAUGCUUCUGCUACUCAGAACAUCACAAAUAUGGCUAAUCAGACUGGAAGCAACUACAUUUAAAAAAAUAAAACCUAUGUAAACAAGCUAAACCAGAUAGUCAAGGAGAAGAAGCACGGCCAAGAGACUCCAUCAGCCAUCCAGAUCAACAGCAGUGUCAAGACUACCUACGUUCAAGUAACUCAGAGUAAUUCAACUAGAAAUAACCAACCGCCUUCAAAUAACAACUUAGCAAAUGAGAAAUCUGCCAAAUAGGACAAGUCUUAAACCAAACAGUUCGCAUUGAUCAACACUAAUCCAUACAACUCCUCUCAAAUGGAAAAUAGCAACAACAGUUCUAUGAAUGCUCCCUAAGAACAGCUACUGCAGCAAUUUAGAUCAAUCUAGGACACAUAAGCCAUAAAUUCAUCAAUAUAACAAUAGCCUUAGAUACUCUAGGCAUCGCAAGCUAUUAUAAGUUUCAACUCAAGAAGAGCUAGUGAAUUCAAGCAAUGCGACUACUUAAAGCCAACUCUAUCCUCUAUGUCCAGAGCAAAAUCAGUCGUUCCUUAAAAAGGAAAGCAAAAGGAUAAGAAGCAACCUUUGACCAAUGUAUAAUGUCCACUCCAAGAGGAAAACACCUCUUUUGACUUGUCAUCCAAGAAUCGCUCUCCAGCUUAGAGAGGACCUAUCAAGGUAUAUGAGAAGUAUUAGUAACUAGGCUUAUCAAAAUCUGGAUAGAAAAGAUAAGGCAGCAACAUCAGAAAACCAUAGUUUAGAGAAGAGCAUUCCAAUGAGAGACUUAGACUCUCUAAUACCAAUAUUGAAGCUCUGACCUUUAAUGCCUCUCAGAUCAAUCUCAACUAAACUAAGGCUGUAGUAGUUUCAAAUAGUAGUGUCAUUGGUAGUUCAACUCUCUUGCAAGGCAUUCCAGCAGGAAACACUAAGAGACUAUCCCUUUAAAAGCAAGGUUCAAGCACUAAAAACAUGAGACUUGCUAAUAAUGCCAAUAACAGCAAGUCACAAAGAACAUCAGUUUCUAUGUCUUUCCAAAAUCAUAUCUCUACUGAUGAUACCUGUUCCUAGGACAACUAAGUCAGAAGGAAAUAAGCAAAGGCUACUCUUUAGAAGUCAAAGAGCAAGAUCAUGUCAAAGACUUUAGCCACAAAUAAAAUUGCGAGUCAGCAGCCAUCCUCAAACAUUGUAAGUGCAAGAUCAAUUGGAGGCGUUGCUAUUUUGGAAGAGGAAGAGCAUGAAGAAGCAUUCCACACAAGUUAGAGUGAGGAUGAGGAGGAGGAACAUCAACUCACUCAUGAGUAUAACUUCGACGAUGAAUGUUCAGAGUAGGAACAAGAUGAGGAAGAGACUCAUAUCACUCACAUCAACAAUGGAAAAGGCAAUAACAAUCACAAUGGCUAUGAGUUCUCAAACCAUGAACAGAGCAUCAAUAAAAGCGAUACCACUGACGAUUUGAAGUACGCUUCACAAAGUUUUACUCAGAACAACAAUAUGAACACAGUCUCAUUUGAUGCUACUGGCUCAGAUUACAAUAUCAAAGACCUCAUUCAAUAAUGA
Molecule: messenger RNA, 4677 nt
Organism: Stylonychia lemnae
Lineage: Eukaryota; Ciliophora; Spirotrichea; Sporadotrichida; Oxytrichidae
Source: the annotation of a GenBank genome assembly